Caenorhabditis remanei is the source of this 321-nucleotide messenger RNA. RefSeq lists its product as uncharacterized. The transcript is spliced from 4 exons. The record is from RefSeq and is a predicted model, not a curated record. Bases 1 to 321 code for a protein of 106 amino acids. Lineage: Eukaryota; Metazoa; Nematoda; Chromadorea; Rhabditida; Rhabditidae.
AUGACUCUUAUCUCACCACCACCUCCACCAAUUCGCAGGAGCUCCUUGGUCAAGCCAGUCGAAUAUUUUUAUUUGACCAUCGAGCAACGUCUCACACUAAAGAAGGCUCGUGUCGUCCUCAACGCUGUGGUGGAUUCGAUGAAGAAAAACCCAUCGAUGGACCUGAAAGCUGAACGAAUCAUCAAGAAGGCUCGAGACAUUCAUGCACUGGUCAAUACUAUCCUUGAGAGCGACCAUCACAUGUUUUUCAAGAUCAAGGAGCAGGAAUUCAAGGAUGGAUUGCAAAGUCUUCGCGAUGACAUGAAGAAAGCAUUUUUCUGA